GUCAUCGAAGGUGAAGAUUACGAGGAGACAUCGAAGGCGGCUUACGCAUUAUCGUUUUAUUGUGUGACUUAUUUGUGUGCAGUGUAACCUAACGCAGACACACUUUAAUGCAAUAUGCAGCACUGUGUACAAUGUCGGAGUUGUCCAAGCAGUAGCAGUUUAAGAGCAGAAUUGUAGCUGCUCUGCUACAUCAGUAUGAGCACCAAAUGCUAACUUGCCUAGCUACGCUGUUAGCAUCUUAGUAGCUGUUCCGUCCAAUUGAAGGCAGCAUUGAGUCCUACUAAACAGACUACAUACAGUCCAUGGUACCGAGAAAAGCAGCAAAAUGACCUCAGCUUCCACUAAAGUUGGAGAGAUCUUCUCUGCAGCGGGAGCCGCCUUCACCAAACUAGGAGAGCUCACCAUGCAGCUUCACCCGGUGGCAGACUCCAGUCCUGCAGGUUCCCAUCCUCCCUCCAGUAGUCAGACAAAGGGCACCGUGAAGAGGAAGCUGUAUGAAGACGGAGCUCUGCCGGCCAUCUCCGACGGGCCUAAGAAGGGUACCAAGAAAGCCAACGCUGCUGUCGCCAUCGCAACGCAGGGCACUCCAAACGUCAUUUCCGUGCCCACUGGUCGGGGCGUCGUAGCGUCAGGACUACAGGGGGCCCCCUCCAGACAGCCCGCCCUGAAGAAACAGAAGACUGCAGACGUGACCUUGAGUGCUCUCAACGACUCAGAUGUCAACAGUGAUCUUGUGGACAUGGAGGGACUCGGUGAAGGAUCCAACUCCAAGAAACUCAACAACUUUGAUCAAGAUAACCUGAACCUGGACUCGGGCCUCAUCAUGAACCAGAGUGACCUGUCUCUGCUCUCCCGCUGACCCAUCGCUUCCCGUGGACUCUGAAGUGAUGGACAGAACUAUGGAGUUAAAACCCAAGUUGUAAAUAAAAAAAAAGAGACUUUUCCUCUGAGCCAGAAGACGCUGACCACCCACAUCGGGACAAAGAUAGCCAGAGUAUUGAAUACUGUGUUGUAUCGUGCGGGACUCUAAGAGUUAUCAGCACUUUCAGAAUCGUGUUUGAAUCAUUUACCUUUUUUUACUGCUAUAAUUAUUGUUUUCGACCAUUUCCUCUCCUAAUUGACUUUUGCUCUGUAGGAGCAUCCAAAACAAAUGUGAGGAAGCUGUUCCAACAUUCGUACUUCCUGUGUUUCUUUAUAAAGAAGUCAGGAAAACAAACACAAUGCAGCAGAGAAACCUCGGCUCCAUCAAGGACAGAAAAAGCGGGACAGAGUUUAGUUGGAUUGUAUUUCAUGUCCUCGCCACAUCUUGCUAAAGGUUGUAUUAGCAGGUGAUUACACACGUCUUAGUUUGGGUUAAACAUAUUUAAGUAGUUAUUAAAGUCUUCAGAACAACAAAGACAUGUUGGAGUCCUGUCUGAGUGAAUGGCUGCAGUGUAUUUAGUAUGCUUUGUCUGAAUUGCUUCCUUCCUUUUAUCACGCCAGUAAAAGAGCUACAACCGUCAGAUUGUAUUGUCAGAAACACUCCAAUAAUGAACUAACAAUGGUGUUGGCUUAUUUUUUAAGAGCUGAUAAGUAUGAACUUGAGUGCAGUACACAUUUUGAAGGCCUCAAAAAACACGAGUUGUUGUGGAGCAGUAAUUUGGAUAUAUACUGUAAAUGUAAGUCAUAAAAAAAAUCUCUUCACUUCAUUUUGUUUAAGAAAACAAUCCUCUGCACAAAAGAUGGCUAAAAGUUAGAAAAUGUUACUUAAAUGACCGGUUUUCUGUAUUUGAGGUAUAAAAAGGUAAUAAUUGUAAUUAUUAAUACUCUGGUUGAAAUCAUGAUAUCACUCAAGCUGUCUGAGGAUGAGAAAAUUCAACAGUAAAUAUAAAAAAUAAACUUGUAUUUAUUUGACUUACAUUCAAAUGAACUGUUGAAAUUCUAAUAACAUGACAAGGGAUGAGUUCUGUUAGUGUAUUGUAGAGUUUACCUUCAUACAUAGUGCAAUUCAAAUAUUACACAUGCUUGUUAGUUGAGACACCUCACUAUGUUUUAUCUGUAGAGAAUAUUUUAUAGGGACGACAUUUAGGAGGGAGUGACUGAUAGUGAUUUAAUAAAAACCACUAGAUUGCACUGAUGAUUUAUUCAUGUGUAUCUCCAGUUUAUCAAGUGGGGUUAGGGUUAGUAAAAAUAACCACAACACCAUAAAAUCCUCUCCUUUUUUGGAAAAUUAUCUCCUUGGUCCAGUUGGAGAUUCUAUUUGCGGUGCAUUCAUUUUAAUUGAAUUCCUUUUCCAAAGUUAGGGAAAGUGAGCCGAGUGAAAUCAGCAGUGUAACUCUGGCCCCUGUGUGAAGAAGAGACAUGAAAGAGGAGAACAGCAGACACUGGAUUUGUUUUUAGUUCUUUUAUUCAUCAUUAAUGUGACAGUGAAUUUCCCAAUUUAAGAUCAAUGAAUCAUUUUUUCUCAGUGGUUACAAAACAAGUAUGAAAGGUUGGAAGACAUUUCCUUGUUGAAGGGGAGUGUGAGUCUGACAGGAGCAGCACACGUCAUACUGGUAAUACAGACAGAGGAACUACCAGUAAUGAUGUGCUGCUACCGCCUGGCACACGGAAGGUUAACCCCAAAUACUCACAAUCAAUGUAUAUCAACUAAAACUGUAAAGAUAGCAUGGCUUUUACAAUGUGUGUCGUAUACAUGUGGUACAGAAAUGUAUUUUAUUUGUACCGGUGUGUUAAAGGAACUACUCCAACUCCA
Messenger RNA from Eleginops maclovinus (Patagonian blennie), 2734 nucleotides. RefSeq lists its product as uncharacterized. Gene Ontology annotation, cellular component: NURF complex; MLL1 complex. The transcript has 5 exons. The coding region runs from base 326 to 859 and encodes 177 amino acids. NCBI's taxonomy places the organism in Eukaryota, Metazoa, Chordata, Actinopteri, Perciformes, Eleginopidae. The record is from RefSeq and is a predicted model, not a curated record.